This is a messenger RNA of Benincasa hispida (wax gourd), 1011 nucleotides long. NCBI's taxonomy places the organism in Eukaryota, Viridiplantae, Streptophyta, Magnoliopsida, Cucurbitales, Cucurbitaceae. The record is from RefSeq and is a predicted model, not a curated record.
AUGCAUAGACUGCUAUUGGAAAAGGAGGUGAAGCCCCAACCACAUAAACCUUUGCUAAUGGAUGAACCAAAACAAGAAGAACCAAAGGAAAUGGUGAAUGCUCCAAGACCAUUUUGGAGGAGAAAAUGGACCAACUUAGACAAACGUGUUGCUUAUAUUAUUUUACUAGUGCACCUACUUUGUAUUUUUGCACCAUUUCAAUUCAAUUGGUCUGCAUUUCGGGUCGCCGUUGCAUUACAAAUUAUCACAGGUCUCUUCGGAAUGACCGUAUCGUAUCAUAGAAAUCUUGCUCAUAAAAGUUUCAAACUUCCAAAAUGGCUUGAAUACUUAUUUGCUUAUUGUGGAGUUCAAGCUCUCCAGGGUGAUCCAAUUGACUGGGUGAGUACGCACAGAUGUCAUCAUCAAUAUGUUGAUACUGAAAAAGACCCACAUAGCCCUAUUCAAGGAUUUUGGAAUAGUCAUAUGAUGUGGCUUUUCGAUUCUUACAUUUUGACUAACAAAGUUUGUCCUAAGUAUUCUAGUGAUCUUCAAAAGAUAGAGAGAAAUAUGUUUGUGUUUUUUUCAAAGCAUGGGAAACCCGACAACGUUGGUGACUUGGAGAAACAAAGGUUUUAUAGAUUUAUUCACAAAACAUAUGUUCUUCAUCCAAUUGCUCUUGCAGUCAUACUCUAUAACAUUGGAGGAGUUCCUUUUCUUAUAUGGGGAAUGUGUGUGAGGAUCGUAGUGAUUUUUCACUCUACAUUUAUGGUGAAUUCGGUAUGCCAUAUAUGGGGAAAGCAACCUUGGAGAACUGGCGAUUUGUCAAAAAACAAUUGGUGGGUGGGUUUGACUUCAUUUGGAGAAGGAUGGCACAAUAAUCACCAUGCUUUCAAGUAUUCAGCUAGGCUUGGCCUUAAAUGGUGGCAACUUGAUGCUGGUUGGUAUGUUAUUAGGUUUUUACAAGUCAUUGGAUUGGCUACUGAUGUAAAAUUGCCCUCUCCAACCCACAUGAAAAUCCUAGCAAUGGACUAA